Messenger RNA from Teleopsis dalmanni, 941 nucleotides. Its product is annotated as chymotrypsin-2-like. The record is from RefSeq and is a predicted model, not a curated record. The transcript has a single exon. NCBI's taxonomy places the organism in Eukaryota, Metazoa, Arthropoda, Insecta, Diptera, Diopsidae. The coding region runs from base 56 to 877 and encodes 273 amino acids. Gene Ontology annotation, molecular function: serine-type endopeptidase activity. Gene Ontology annotation, biological process: proteolysis.
UCUACACAAAAAUUAAACGAUAAAUUAAAAAUAAACAAAAGUAAAUAAACAAAAAAUGUUAAACAAUGAUCGGAAGAAAUUUUACCUAAAACUGCUGACGGCAUUGCUAUGUCUCACCACCUCCAGCGCCAAACGCAUACAUGCCUCAUACACUGGUACACAUAAGCCUACAAUGGACGGUCGCAUAGUUGGCGGCGUUGUGGCGGCAGAAGCUUCAGCACCGUAUCAGGUCUCGAUACAAUCUAUUUUUGGUUCUCAUUUGUGUGGCGGCGUUAUAAUUGACAAUCAACACAUAUUAACUGCAGCACAUUGUGUGGAAGACUAUCCACUUACAAUGUUGCGUAUUAUUGUUGGCACUAAUAAUUGGCAAGAACCAGGGGCAGUAUUUCGUCCUGAAAUGGCUACACCACAUUGUCGACAAGACGAUCCAUUCUAUCAUAAUGAUAUUGCUACGGUGAGAUUGGAUGCACCGAUUGAAUUUAAUAAUUAUACACAAAAAAUUGAAAUCGCCGAGACAUUACCUCAGCCGGGUGAUGUUUUAACCUUAACUGGUUGGGGUAGUUUGAAUCUUAAUGAAUAUCCUCCCGAGAAACUAAUGACAUUAAAUGUUACACUUAUAUCACGUCAGCAGUGUUUAACGGCCUGGGAUAAUGAUGAAGGAGUUGGUAUUGGACAUAUUUGUACUUAUACACGUGCUGGAGAAGGAGCUUGUAAUGGAGACUCUGGUGGUCCAUUAGUUUAUAAUGGUAAAUUGGUGGCUUUAGUUAAUUGGGGUGCACCGUGUGCUAUGGGUAAACCUGAUAUGCACGCAAAUGUGGUUUACUAUAGAGACUUCAUAAGAUUAGCGCUAACUCAAUGCACAAGACUGAGAGGAUAGUUGGUUUUAGUUUAAGAAGAAUACAGUUUUACUAGAUUUCAAUAUAUGAGAAAAAACACAGUUC